CAUCUGCAUCUCCCCUCUUUCACCUCAAAGCCAUUCCUGCUUUUCCAGCUCAUGCAGAAAUCCCUGAGAUUUUAUUGUGUCUUUGUUGUUUCCUCUUUUCCCUUUCUCCUGCUUAAAAAGAUGCCGAAAACUCCCAAAGAAAAAUUCUUUCCAUGUGAUCCCAGCACUUUCCCUCUUGGCUGGAACUCUGGAUGUGGUUUUGGGUUGUGUGGUGGAGUUUUUUUCAUCUUUUUUUUUUUUUCUUUUUAAUUUUAUCCUUUUUUUUUUUUUCAGUUUUUAUUUCCAUCCCUGGGAGAGGCCCUGCAGAAUUCCAGACUGGCAGCAAACCCCGAGGAAACCGGAGCAGGACAACGGUGCAGGAGCCCGGCACAAGUUGGUGCAAGCAAAGAAAACCAGGAAAAAAUUCCUUUUGCCAAGGUUUCCUAAGGAUCCAGCCUGACUUUCCGUGUUUCUCUUGGAUCUCAGCACGGAAGCUGACAGCAGCAGCUGAGGAACAGCAGGGGAAGGAAAAUCCAGGGAUUCUGAGGCACCAGCUGCUGCCGAGGAUGAGCGCCGUGAUCCUGCUGCUCCUGCUUUCCGUCGGGAACGCCGGAUCCCAGCCGGACCAGGCGCUGCCCAGGCGGCGCCUGGCGUGUGUCAGGUGCUGCGGGCCCUCAGAGCAGCCCGUGUCCAUCUUCUCCCAAAGGUCGGCCAGGAUGAGCGGCCAUCCCGAAUAUUCCGUGCCCAAAAUCCAACCCACCAUCGACAUCACCAUCCUCAAAGGCGAGAAGGGCGAGAUGGGCGAGCGGGGAUUCCCUGGAGCAGCCGGGAAGGCGGGAGAGCGAGGAUCCCGCGGCCUGAGUGGCCGGAAGGGCCAGAAGGGCCAGCCCGGCCCUCAGGGCCACUCCUGCAAGCAGCUCUUCGCCGCCUUCUCCGUGGGCCGCCGGAAGCCCCUGCACAGCUCCGACUACUUCCAGCACGUCACCUUCGACACGGAAUUCGUCAACCUCUACCAGCACUUCAACAUGUUCUCCGGGAAGUUCUUCUGCUACGUCCCGGGGAUUUACUACUUCAGCCUCAACGUGCACACCUGGAAUUUCAAGGAGACCUACGUGCACCUGAUGAGGAACGAGGAGGCCACAGCCAUCCUGUACGCCCAGCCCAGCGACAGGAGCAUCAUGCAGAGCCAGAGCCUGAUGCUGGAUCUGCAGGAAGGGGAUGAGGUUUGGAUCAGGAUGUUCAAGAGGGAGAGGGAAAACGCCAUUUAUAGCGAGGAGUCGGAUGUUUACAUCAUCUUCAACGGGCACCUGAUCAAACCCGCCCUGGAGUAGGAGCUCCUCAGCUCCAGGGAAAAGCUUUGGGCCAUCCAGCAGUGUUUUCCCUCUUGAAGUGCAUCUUGAAUUCCAUCUGGAAUGGUUGUAGCCCUGGAAGAGUUGUUUUUCCGCAUCUGUGUGGAUCCAAGCUGCACAAGAAUUCCAGAAGGUUCCCAGCUCCCUUUGUGGCCCCUCAGGAGCGUCCCUGGAGUUUGUCCAUUUGACAGCAAAAAUUUCCCUUCUUUCUCUUGCAUCUCCCAUUCCAUUUGGAAUAUUGGCGGCUCUUGGAAGGGUGGCUUCUCCACUCAUUUAUGGAUGGAGGGAACUGUUCCAACUGCACAAGGAUUCCAGAAGUUUUCCAACUCUCUGGAACAUCCCUGAAGAGUUGCCAAGUUGACAGCAAAAAAUUUCCUCCUCCAAUUCCAUUUGGAAUAUUUGUAGCCCUUGGAAGGGUGGUUUUCCACCCCUGUAUGGACAAAGGUGACUGUUCCACCUGCACAAAAAUUCCGCAAGAUUCCCAUGUCCCUGUAAAGACCCUCGGGAACAUCCCUGAAGAGUUUGUCAAGUUGGCAGCAAAAAUUCCACCUUGCUCUGCAUCUCCUGUCCCAUUUGGAAUAUUUGAAGGGUGAUUUUCCACCCCUGUGUGGAUGGAAGGAACUGUUCCACCUGCACAAAAAUUCCAGAAUAUUCCCAGCUCCCUGUGUAGCCCCUCAGGAACAUCCCUAAAAAAUUUACCAACUUGGAAGAAGAAUUUCCUUCCUUUGCUGUGCUUUAGAGAAAGAAUUGUAAUAAUUAGGAUAUAAUUAUCAUAAAAUAAUUAUCCCUAAGGACCAGAGCAGUUAUCCAGGUGCUAAUGAAGGAAUUUUGUUACUCCUGCAAAAAUCUCGGCUAAUUAGAGCUACCCCCCCCCC
Messenger RNA from Taeniopygia guttata (zebra finch), 2203 nucleotides. It is a transcript of the gene C1QTNF8, whose product is annotated as C1q and TNF related 8. Lineage: Eukaryota; Metazoa; Chordata; Aves; Passeriformes; Estrildidae. Gene Ontology annotation, molecular function: protein binding. The record is from RefSeq and is a predicted model, not a curated record.